Armigeres subalbatus is the source of this 717-nucleotide messenger RNA. RefSeq lists its product as uncharacterized. Bases 1 to 717 code for a protein of 238 amino acids. Lineage: Eukaryota; Metazoa; Arthropoda; Insecta; Diptera; Culicidae. The transcript has a single exon. The record is from RefSeq and is a predicted model, not a curated record.
AUGUACAUGAACGAUCUGAUGGUGGCAGGCCACAAUCUGGCGUCAGUUAUUAAAUUGAACAAGGACUUAGCCUCAAUGUUUGAGAUGUCCGACUGUGGAGAGCUACGACACUUCCUAGGAAUGAAGAUCGAGUACAACCACGAAGAUGGACAGCUGCAGUUAUCUCAAGAUGCAAGCAUUGAUAAGCUGAUAACCCGUUUCGGAAUGUCCGAAUGUAAUCCAGCGCGAACCCCGAUGGAGAAAGGCCUGGUGCUAAAACGUGAAGGAGAAAAUAUCAACCAACCGUACCGGGAAUUACUCGGUUCACUAAUGUACGUUAUGCUUAGUGUUCGACCGGAUAUAUGCUAUCCCGUUGGUUACCUGGGCAGGUUCCAACAACAGCCGUCUACCGAGCAUUGGCAAGCUCUAAAGCGAAUCGUUCGCUACUUGCAAGGCACAAAGAAAUUGAUGUUGCAGUUCAAGCGGAAUCCAAAAAGUCGUGCAUUAAUAGGAUUUGUAGAUGCAGACUGGGCUUCCGACACUGAAGAUAGGAAAUCCAUCAGCGGAUAUAUUUUUCAAGUGUUUGGGUGUACGGUAGCCUGGUGCAGUAAAAAGCAGACCACUGUCGCCACUUCGUCUAGCGAGGCGGAUAUAUAUGUUAAUACGUAUAUUAGUCUUUUGUGUGAAAAUACAACCACCGGUCUAUGGUCUUAUCUUUCGAUUGGCAUGCAUCAAUGA